AUUCUCCCUAAGUACAGUGAAGCCAGCCGGCUCCAACUCGGUUUCUUAUGUGCGUGAUCCUGGGCUUACUCCUCAGAGCCCUCGUUGAGAAUAAUUGAGAGGAUUCAAGUCCCAGUACGCUGAGGGUAUUUUGUGCAAGAGAAAGUCUUGGCAAAUCAAGUCAAAGCAUGCAGUGACGGCUGUAUUGGCAGCAAAAGACCAUUUUCGUCGAGACAAUGCACUGUUCUUGACGCCGGUUGCUAUAGCCUGCUAGUUGCUUUUGACUGUCUAUCUAUUACAGCAUCUCUACGAAGAAGAAAGGAUAACUACUUUCCUUGUCGAAAGGGUAGCAGUGGAACAGUGGAACAAUAGAUAGUAGAGUUAGUUGGAUUCCCUCUUUCUUCCCACUUUUUCCUGUCGAGUCCUUUGUUCCUUCUUCUCAACAUGUCGGCUUCCCGAAACAACGAUACCAACGACAACAGCAAUAUCCAACAUCAACAAGGAAGUUUGGGUGGAAAGGACUAUGAUGUGAGCAAUGGCUACGACAAUGAGUAUACCGAUAAAGAUCCCGCGUCGAUCCAACACGAAUACCAACAGCGGUACAGCAAUAGCCAGGAUGAAGGACACCUCGAACACACCUACCAACAACACAAUUAUACAGUCACAGCUGCACCUGAAGCUAGCGCGGAUGUCGGCUUUGGGGUAGCUAUCAUUUCGAAUACCAACAACAACCAAGGCAAUACCACAACCAUGUACGUGGAACCUCCCCGAAACUGGGUUGUCGUUGGGAUCCUGAUUGCCUUGAUCGUCAUGCUGUGGGUCAUUCUGGGUGGGAUGCUCUGUUAUCCACUGGUGCGAUUCAUCAAGCGGAGAAUGCCUGUUAGCAAAAGACGUAUCAAUCGAAGAUAUGAUACCAUUGAAGGAUGGCUCAUCACAAAGGUUGUCAGACCCCACGACGAAGGCUGCGAAAGGAUUCAAACGAGAUAUUCCAAAACACAACAACCAGCAUCGCUGCCAUCAGAGGAAUCCCUUGCACCAACAGAGAACACCCCUACGGAUAAUACUGCCACGGAUCCCAAACAAGCCUCUUGUUCUACGGAUGACACUGCCGAUGUUGAGAAUCAAGUACCUUUCGGCAUCUCCACGGCCCCAUGCAUGAAACACGCCGAAUCUACCACCACAGCCGAGACGCUCCUCUCAGUGGACAGCUUUGAGUCUUCCUGUUUGGGCGGCGAUCAUAACUACGAUCAUGGCACUGAGGAUCAUGACGAAAAUGAAGGAUACAACGACGACGAUGAUGGUUGCCGCGAAUGUCCCGUUUGCAUGGAAGCCUUUGUUGUGGAGGAUGUGGUGUCUUGGAGUUCCUACGAAAGUUGUUCUCAUGUAUACCAUCAUCAAUGCAUCAAGGAAUGGUUGCUACGACACAACAACUGCCCCUUUUGUCGAGAGAUCUUUCUGCCCGUUGAUCGCUAUCAGAAAAAGAUCACCAUGAAGGUAUUCAAAGAAUUGUCCGAUCUAAGAGCAAGAAGAGCUGAACGAACGUACUUUUGUAUUCAAGAUGGAUUAGUCACGGUGCCAAUAGCAUCAUCAGACUCGAACGUACAACCGUCUUGUGACAACAAUACAAGCAAACGACGACUGUCCGAUGUAACCACCAAAUCCGACAAAGACUACAACGACAUUAGUGCGUCUUCUCCGGCACCGGCUGCUACGAAUACGAAUUCGACCACCAGUAUGAUUCUUCUCAAGUGCGGCCACAUCAAAGCAGGAGUGGGAGGCGUCACAUCCGAUACACCCACAGCAGCGCGCUAUUACUCCCAACUCUUUAAGGAAAAGCUCAAGCCGGGCAUUACCAAGGCAGAGUUGAAGAAACUUCGUGGAGAUCGGUGCGAAAAGAUUUGCUUUGGAGAAGGAACGGAAAUCUUGGAUGGCAACGAGGAUCACGCAAUGGAACAAGCAUCUUCAUUGCAACAACAAAGCAACAGCGACGACGACGACAACAACAGCAGCAGCAGUACAACAACAACGAGCGCACCCGAACACGUGGCUGAGUCUGUGAAGAGUGGUGGUGCCUCCGUGGAUGCUGAUGCUGACGCUGACGAUUUUGAUGGUGCGGUCGCAGAAACUGGAAACGUAGAGGUUGAUGUGGAGAUUGGCAUUGUGGAGGACGUGCAAGCAAUACAAUCAUCACCGGGCAGUGCCGAACCGACACAUCUAUCCGCGACGGCAGCGGCGCUUGACUCCGAGGAAAGAACCCCUUCGUCAUCGGCAAGUGAGCACGCGUUAGAGAUGAUAUCACCAGCCGUUGCGAUUUGCGACGGUGCAUCCUCCGAGGAAGAAGAAGAGCAAGAGGGCAAACCACUAGCACGUCGAAGUUGGCGUCGUCCGAGACGCCUGGGCUCAUUUUGAGCUGGACGCUCCAAGAGGUCGCGAUGAAAACCCUUGGAGUUAUUGCCAUUGUUUGUCAUCACUAUGUGCAUGUUCAGGUACGACUGUUGUAGACUAUAUUGAUAAUGGAGGUAGCUAGUCACCUACUGUCAGUUGGCAGUGUCAAUGGUGUUGUACGUGCGUGGAGCCGAAUGGCACGAGCAUUUUGAUCUGCUGUGGGGUCUGAACAGAUGGGCAGCUCUCCGUUUUGGCCACCAGGUACCGGUACCGUAGCCUUGAUUGACAUGGAUGCCUUCUAUUACCGGUAGUCCACGUGCACUGUAGCCUCAGUGCUCGCGAGCUCCUUCUCUUCAAACUAGCUGAAGAUGCAGCAUUCCCCUUCAAACUGGCUUGUGGGCCCGGGGCCCACAGAUGCUACCGGUAGCUCUUAGCUGUAGUACCUGGUCGCACCAUUUCUUUGUGAUUGGUCUGCUCAGCAUCACCCUAGAGCUACGAGUACUACCUGGUACUAGCUACAGUAGUACUCAUGAGCCCACCAGUGC
Molecule: messenger RNA, 2909 nt
Organism: Seminavis robusta
Lineage: Eukaryota; Bacillariophyta; Bacillariophyceae; Naviculales; Naviculaceae
Source: the annotation of a GenBank genome assembly